AGGACGGACUGCUGGGCUCCGCCUCUUCCGUCCGUGACACCGCCUCUUCCGCCCGUGACGCCAGGCGGCAACCGGAAAUGGGCGGGCGCGCCGGAACUCAGGGGGAGUUUCCUACGAGCUAGGCUUCCUCAACAUGGCAGCGCCCUUGUCAGUGGAAGUGGAGUUCGGAGGCGGUGCAGAGCUCCUGUUUGAUGGUAUAAAGAAACAUCAAGUCACUUUGCCUGGGCAGGAAGAGCCCUGGGACAUCCGGAACCUCCUUGUCUGGAUCAAGAAGAAUUUGCUAAAAGAGCGGCCAGAGCUGUUCAUCCAGGGAGACAGCGUGCGGCCGGGAAUUCUGGUGCUGAUUAACGAUGCCGACUGGGAACUGCUGGGGGAGCUGGACUACCAGCUGCAGAACCAGGACAACAUCCUCUUCAUCUCCACGCUGCACGGUGGCUGAGGGCCCCUAUGCCCGGGCCCUUGGAAGGGGGAGCACAGAACAGUCAGAUAUCUCCUUGGGCCCCGCUUCCAGGUCUCCCUGUCCCCCUUGGCUGCCUUCUUCCCUGCUCUGUCCCUUGAGUUCCCUCCAGGCAGGGAAAGGAGGCCAGGUGCUAAAAAUGAGCCUUUCUGGGCACAUGAGCAGGGAAAGCAGUCUCUGGGGGCGUCCCCUCCAGUGUGUCAGGAGUGGCAGGGGCUCUGUGGCCAGGUGACCCAGCUGCCUUCUGCUCUGUGUGUCUCAGUCUAAACGCUGAGUGACUGCCACCAACGAGGCACCCUCGCUGCAGGGCCAUCUUGUAGGGAAGAUGAAUGGGCCUGAAGAACUGAAGGUGGGCCCCUCCCUUCCAGAGAUCCCAGGACUCUUCGCCUCAGUUUCCCCAUCUGGACAGCAGAGGGCUGUGCCUGUCCCCCACUGAUAUCAUUAUGGAACCCCAGCUGGGGUCCCCUAUUCAGUGCUGACCCCCUUCCCCCAACCCAGCAGCUGCUCUCCCAGCCACACCCCUCCUCCCCUUGCUCCCCAGCCCUUGACCCUGCCCCCCCCCCGGCCACCAGAUGGGCUCCUGAGACCCUCCCCAGUCUUUGUACCGCUCAUUCUGCUGGGAGUGGAAAGGGAGGAAGGAGCCUGACCUUGGACUGCCCAGCAGAGACCUGGCAUAGGGGUCAGUGUCCGUCAGUUGCUUCCUCUGCAACAACUGAGUAUUUAUAGUGUCUAAACUUGGGGAGAUACUUGAUGACACAAGUUAGGGUUGCAAGGAAGCAGGGUAGGGGCAGGCAGCACGUGGUAGGCAGAGCGGUUUGCCCCACCUCCCUCCAUGCCUUCUGGAAGUCUAGGGGUCUGGUUGCCUGCAACAGCUGGCCUUGGGCAAAUCAAAGCCUAGGUUGUUCACUGGCCUCGCUGGGAGCUACCUCCUUAGAGAUGGGAGGUGCCGCAUCUGUCCCCUGCCACAGCCCUGGGAUGACCUCCUGUCCUCUGCCUAGGGGUCUCAGAGCUGCCAUGCGCCCGAAAGGCUGAAACUCAGACUGCCCUGUAGAGUGGUCCUGUAGGGGUAUCUGGAGAAGGAGGUGCAGGGCCAGUCUGCAACCCAGGACACAACCCAGCCAGGCUUUGUCCCCUCACCUGCACCCAGAUCCCCUGGCCCUACACUAGGAAUGGCAUGGAAGACCUGCUGAACCCCCUUGCCUUCCAUAACCUGGAGAAAAGAGCUUUGUCUUGCCGGAGGGAGACCUUAAAAAAGAAUGAGGGCACCAACAUCAUCCUGCCAAAGCCCAGAACAUUGCUUUUCAUUAAAUGUCGAUAAUUUAAGGUGGAAAUUUCUCAUCCUGUGAAGACAAAAGCAUCAAAUGUCCUGGCAUUGCUGGGGGGUGCCCCUCAUUCUCUUAGGGGACAGAUGACCUGGCCAGUGGACUUCUCCAGCCUGCUGCAGAGAAGGCUCCUGGGAGUGGUGGGGACAACCAUGUUGGGGUUACAGUAGGGGCCGGGCUCACCAACCCUCUCUAGGCAGGGCUGAGGUCAGGGUGUCCCUAAUGGGGGACAGAGCAGGGGACCUGCAAUGGCCCGACAGCCUCACUGCAGAGGGUCAGCCUGACCUGAUUCCUGUAGGCUGGAGGUCCUGCCUCCCUCCAGCUCCUGGGCUACAGACUGGCCGGCUGUCCCACAAGGGAUCCCAGGUCCUGGAAACUGGGUCUGGGAUUCCUCUCCGUGGCUGCCCAAGAGGGGUUGGGGCUGAGAGAUGCAGGGUGUCCCUGCCCCCACCGCACUCCAGUUAAUGCUGAGCAGCAGAGCAGGAGAAAGGCUCUGGGGGAAGCUGGGUUCUCCCUGCAGCAGGGAUGCCUGCGCCUGGGUGAGAACUGGCCAGGGUCGAGGCAGCCUGGACCCCGAAGGUCUCCAGCCCCAUCCUGAGCCAGAAAGGGGUCAGGACAGGUGACUCUGGUCCACCAGCAGCAGCUCCCAACAGCCCCCUCCCAAGCAACUCCUGAGCCCUGCUUUUGAGAAAAUAAACGAAUAAAUAAACCCCACUAUCUCCGAA
Molecule: messenger RNA, 2504 nt
Organism: Heterocephalus glaber (naked mole-rat)
Lineage: Eukaryota; Metazoa; Chordata; Mammalia; Rodentia; Bathyergidae
Gene: Urm1
Product: ubiquitin related modifier 1
Biological process (GO): tRNA thio-modification
Cellular component (GO): cytoplasm
Source: RefSeq, a predicted model, not a curated record